Molecule: messenger RNA, 1096 nt
Organism: Siniperca chuatsi (mandarin fish)
Lineage: Eukaryota; Metazoa; Chordata; Actinopteri; Centrarchiformes; Sinipercidae
Product: protein THEM6-like
Exons: 3
Coding region: 161-772 (203 amino acids)
Source: RefSeq, a predicted model, not a curated record
AACGGCUGCGUCAGUGAUACUUUUAUUUUGAAGGUUGUAGCCGGAAGUGUCUUAAAUGUGUAUUUAAACUUUGCGCUUCACUCACGUUGAAUUGAGUUCAUGGAUUGAGUGGAGACUCGGUAAACUUGAGUGGAAACAGGAGGAAUCAGACCACACAGAGAUGUGGUGGGUGCUGUGGGUGCUCGCUGCCUUGCUGGCUCUCUUCUGCUGUCUGGAUGUGUGGUACUUCCUACGGGUAGCUGCUGUGAUUCUCCGGGCCUGGUUCCAGCCUCCAAUCUGGGAUGUCACAGCAGAGCAGACCCUUACAGGCCGGGUCACUCUCCAUGACAUCGACAUGUGCCACAUGAACAAUGCUCGUUACCUCAGAGAGUGUGACUUUGCCCGCUUCUCUCUCUACACACGUAACGGUGUGUUCAAGGCAGUGCGAGCGCUCGGAGCUACAGUGGUAGUGGGUGCCACCACCAUCCGUUACCGCAGGGCUCUGUGUAUAGGUGAGGGGUACGAGCUGCGGAGUCGCAUCGUCACUUGGGAUGACAAAGCCUUUUUCCUGGAGCAGAGAUUUGUGUCAACAAAAGAUGGGUUGGUGUGUGCCGUCAUGUACUGCAAGCAGAGUAUCAUACGCAGCAGCCCAGACAAGAUCAUGCAGCACCUGUGUAAGCGGAAGGUGGAGUGCCCUGAGUUUCCAGAGGACCUUCAGCACUGGGUCAGUUUCAUCUCCGCCAGUAGCCAGGUCCUCAGGGCCGAGAGUGGACUAGACGAGAAGAACAAAUAAGGCAUCGCAUCGGCAGCUAUUAGGACUGGCUUUUUGUAAACCAGCUAAUUUACCAGCUCAGGAUUAAAAAGCUCUCUAGAGACGGUCGUCUUCUGUUCACAACUACUUGCCUUAAACACGCUAGUGCCUACAAUUCUGAAAAUGAGCCCAAUACUUACCUAUGUCAAAGACUGGAAGAAUUAGCACACUACAUUGUUUGUUUGUUUGUUUGUUUGUUUGUUGAGGCUGAAAGCAGAUUACUUACUCAGUAAUAGGAAAGUAAUAUGAUUGUUUAAAGUGUAUCUUCUUGUACUAUGGCAGCAAUAAAAAAACAUCUUUUUUUGA